Molecule: messenger RNA, 4484 nt
Organism: Dermacentor andersoni
Lineage: Eukaryota; Metazoa; Arthropoda; Arachnida; Ixodida; Ixodidae
Source: RefSeq, a predicted model, not a curated record
UUAGCAUCGAAUGAUGGGGAUAUAUGUCUGUUUGCUUGUUUCCUCCGCCUUUGCAGCAAGCGCGAGUUCGAGGACCUGGUCCGCAAGUGGCGCCGGACGGAGGACGACGACACCGAGGUGGAGCACGACCCACUCGAGAUCUCGGACUCCGAGAUGCUCGCGCUCAGGGACAAGACGUACCGACAUCUGCGUCUUCGCGAGCUGCUGCAGAAACAUUCCAAGAAUGCCACUUUGGUCGCUAUGACCCUCCCGAUGCCGCGCAAGAGCACCUGCUCGGCCUCCAUGUACAUGGCGUGGCUGGAGACGCUGACCAGGGACCUGCCGCCGUUCCUGCUCAUCCGAGGCAACCAGACCAGCGUGCUCACCUUCUACUCUUAGUGACGUGCCUUCCUCUGGCGCGAGCGCCCCGAAUGUCCGCGCAGCGAAAUGCGCACCCACAGGCUGCAUCGUCGAUGCAACCUGGCAACGACGACGACGACGACUAGUGCGUCUUCGAAUGACGACGCGUCUUGAUUCCCUGGUGGCGGCAUUGUGCGCGCCGUCUCGCUGUUUGGACACGGGCGCGAACCGGUGCAACUGGGCUUCCGGCCCCUGCCCUUAUUUUUGUGUGCAUUUGCGUGCAUCUGUGCGUGUUUGUGUGUGUGUGUGUCGCGUUUAAUGUUUCUUACGGCCACCGUGGCAUCGAAGUCACCGGCGCCGCCGCGAGCACUUUCUUUCGAGGGUCCACUACACUAUAGAACACUCCGGCUGGACAGCAGCCGUGCCAAGGCGAACAGACUCUUGUCGUCGUUACAUGAUGGUGACGGCGGUGCGUCUCGAAGAGACUGCAGUGUAUUGUUGCCCGCCUAGUACAUUAGUAUUAAGUCUAGUUGUUUACUCUUUUCUUUUCAUUGUCCUUUUUAUUUUCUUCUUCUUCUUGACGCUCUUCUGCUCCGUAACUCUUCUUUUAUGUGCUGGCGACUAUAGCGUCAUAUAGUGACGUGUUGCAGCUCGUCGGACAUAUCGAAAAACGUGGUAGUCUUCCCGAGGCGCAGUCCGAUAGCGCGACCGUCGCGCCACCUGUGUACAAAGGUUUCGGCGGCCCUUGCCCCCUCUGGCGACGCCUUAUGUAUAGCUUGGGUGGGAAAACCCCCUCUACCUCUGAUGUAAUCCUGUCGCAAUAUAUGUCUUCUGUUCUGACCGAUUCGUCAAUAAGUGCCCGCGUUCGCAAGCCCCUGAAAAUGAUUCCCAAUUGUGCGUUCGAGCAACGGGGGAAAAAGAAAAAGUGCUUAGUACUGUAGGAGCAGUGUAACACAGUUACAAAAUAACCUCUUCUAACUUCUCGUAAACCGGUGUAGUGUGUGUCCGGUGAUUCGCAUUGUGCCAUCGUGGAACCAUUUGGACCGUCUCGGCCCUUUGUUUGACGCUUGUAUAAUAAUCUGCGAUCAUGACCACAUUUCGUCGUCGUGUGCAAGCGUGCGUGUGAGAUGUGAGUGUGCAGUCAUACGUCAUCUUGCCUUCUGCCUUACGAAUGCAUAAGCACAGAAUACUUGCGAGAAAAAGUAUUAAUGGUUCAGGCUGCGGAGCUAAGCAGCAAGCCCAUCUUUCAUUCAGACGUGCCCGGUCAUGCAACCUUUAGAAGUCGCUGCACCGGUCCUCCGAAUGGCAGUUUUUUUUUUUUCCACUUCCCUCUUUCUUACAUAUUAGCUUUUGUGGUGCGUUUGCGCUCCCGACUUGGGUUUUGUACCUUUAAGACGACGCAUGUACAUCUCGGCCUACAUUAUGUCACUACGAAUCCCGCGAUGUGUGUCUAAUGCGACUGUUGCUGUUAGCCACUGUCCCUACAAUAAGGAUCGGAUGGAUGGGACGUAAGCUCAUAGAAAGAAGGAAAAGUAGGUUUAGCGGUAAAUCGUUGCGUGUACCCAAUGUUAAACCACAAAUCCGCCCAUUGAAUGGACUUCCAUGUGAGCCACCUAUAUAUAAAAAAAAAUGUUCUGGGGAAUCUUGUUAUGCGUUGGAUCGCCUGUAGUCCCGUUUUAUUUCUUUUCUUUUUGUCGCAGCUCAAUACUUUUGAUUAAGCUCGUAGUACCAGGUCGCUUUAAUAAAAGAUAGCUGUAUACUGCUUUUGUGCGGCGUCGCAUACAUAUAUUUAACACGACGACGCCAACAUUUUUUUUUUUUGUUCCAGUCAUUGCAUUUAUGAGCGUAGAGUUUCCCUGCGGAUCGCAUUUUAAGCCUGCGGCCAAACUAGCUGAGGCGAUGAAUUUUUACAAUUGUUAGUCCCUUGUAUUGUUCGUCAGCUCCGUUGUGAAUCUCUCUGUCAUUUUGUUCUUUUCUUUGCAAGUCUCGUCAAUGUUAGUUUUUAAGCCGCUGUCUCCGGUUACAACGACCCCGUGUACGAAGUUUUACUCUUAGACGACCGUGGUAUUUCAUCGUUCAACUGCUGCGGUAUUCUGGAAAAAAAAAAGAAAAGAAAGGCUCACAGGAUAUUUUUUGCUUUUUAAGAACUUUUCUCACUGAGCAAUAGAUAACGACCAGCCGAAGAGCGAAAUAUUGCUUUAACGUAGCGUACUCGCUGUACCGUCUGACGGGCCUGUUUGUUUCCCGGAAUACUAUAGUGAUGGGGCGAAGCCUUACAUCGCCUCUGCAUCGAGCAGCAUACAUUAGCCAUUUAGGCGUCGCGGCAGUGCCUUUCACGCCACGGCCAUCGCGAAUUCCUCGUCGUUUUAUUCGCCCGAUGGCCAGCUUUAGUUAACGCUUCACCGUGAGCCACGCAAGCGGACGGUAGUAUGGCUAUUUGUGAAGUAGUGGCGCGCUGUCACAGUUUUUUUUUUUCUUUUUCAAGUUAGGCGUGAAGCGACGUUCCAAACGUCGACUUCUCCCGUUCGCGAGCACGUCUUCAGCUUCACUUCACGAGUACUUAUCUGGGUAACUUUUCCUUCUGUACUGUUUGCAAUGCGCGUCUGUAACUUACAAUGUAUAGACCUACUGUUAAUGGCUCAACUAUUCUUUUUCGCGAUCUAUCUUUUUCUUUUUUAUCGGGGAGCGUAAACAAAGUUUCCUCGCAUUUUCGCGUUCAGUUACUAAGCGCGGGGCCCUGAAAUACAUUUCGUCAGAGCUUCAGUUUAUUUGCUUCUCAGCAGCGGUACUCCUCCUUAUUAAAAAAAAAAAAAUGAUUGCAAGCGUUUUCUGUAAUGUAGAGAUGCGGCAGUGUUGUCUAAGUAGCGUGACGCAUGGAAGCGUGAAACUGUGACGUCACGCUAUUCGGCUGGUUACUCGUCCAUUCAAAGGCGAGCGCCAGCUACGCGUGAAUCACAGUGGAAACGUCGGCCCACUAGCGUCGAGUCCGUCUGCUAUAUGGAACGCGUUGGUUGGUUUACAAGAUUUCGCGAAGCACGUGUGACAUCUCCUGUGCUCGAUCAGACGCGGUCAACUUUCGCUUCACUUUUCUAUAGAAGAGUUCAUUGUUGGGCUAGUUAGUUUUCCUUAAUCGAAGUAGUAACUUAGCGCGAUAAAAACGCAGAAACAAGAAAGGUGGACGAAGACAAGUGUGCUUGUCUUCGUCAACCUUUCUCGUUUCUGUGUUUCUAUCGCGCUAAGUUACUACUUCGCUUCACUUUGAUUCGCUAAUCUCGCAGGAACGUCUGUUCCUGCGUAUGUUUUACUUUGCCAUGCACGGAAACUGACCCCGCGGUAGAUGGCGUUCCUUGUGGUGUACGAAAAAAAAUGGAGCAUUCGGACGCAGGUGAACGACACCUCCUAUAUGUCGGAAGAGUUGCGCAUUCUAAUCGCAGUGUCGUCUAGGAAGGCCAUAUUGGCUAAGAGAUGUUCGAGCUAGCAAAGAUUUGAAACACGAAGUACACAAGUGUUUAUUACUUUUUUCAGGGCCCUUUUAAAUUCUGUUGUCAUUUAUAAUAGCGAUAGAGCGUAGUUCCCGGGAAACUUCUGUCGAUUGCAGAGGCUAUCAAUACAAUGCCUUCACAACAGGUUUUUUUUUUCCCCCUCCACGUUAACUCUCUGUGUAAUUUGUCAGGAGUCGCAUCAUUCGAAGACGCCGGUCACGUCUUCGCUAGAAAUGCUACUAUUUUUGUACGGCAAUGUAAAUAGGAAAAGUUUGGACUACCACUGUAGGCAGUAUUUUAGUUGUACAUAGUGUGUUGUAGUGUCCUCUUCCAUGCAUUUCUUUUCUUUUCUUUUUACGCUGGUGUAAAGUUGGCAAAUAGCGCAAUUUUUUUUUUUUUUGCGCCGUCUUUGGCGCUGACCUGUAUCCAUUCUUCUUUUUUUUGUUCGUUUUUUCUUUACGAGUAUGCCUAGAAAUUUGCAGUGUCAAAACAAAGUGCCUUUGGAUAGAGGGAGCGUGUUUGAACGCGCCUUUCACUGUUCACACUUGUUUUUUAGGAAACUGAAUUUGCCUGACCCGCGCGGUCGUCCUCUGCGUCUCCUCACAUUGACUGUUCCAACUUGUUUCUUGGACUUCAAUAAAUGAGAGUGUGCGGGUCAACUUA